UUAAUAUUAUGCACAGAUGCAGAUACCAUAAAUAGUAUUUGUUUAAUUAUCUAUAUAUAUGUGAUAGUAUUAGUCUAUGGUAUUAUAGUAUUUAAAAAACGAUCUGAUAAAUCGUGUGCCGAAUGCAGUUUUUUUGAAGUUUAAUGGUUGUCAAAUGUCAAAUGUCAAUACUCAAUAGUGUUAUCUAAUAUCCAUGCUUGUGCCUUGUACUCUUGAAUCAAGAAUUGUUUAUUGUAUCUCUACUAUCCAUUUCGUCCUUGUGAGUUACCUACUCAUGGACUUUAAAGAUUGAACAUUUUCGGUGUUCGUUGGUUCGUCCAUGUCCUGCUUUCAAACAAUUGUUUUGGCACUUAGUUGUGUAUGCAUCAUUUUUGAAACCGAUUUCGUUUCUUCGCCUAUUCUCGUCGGAGGCUCAGAUAAAUUGUACACUUAACAAUUAUUUUAUGCGCUGAAUUCUAUCGUCAAACAAGUUCUCAACAAUUAUGCCUCUUAAGUAUAAAAACUAUGACGUAUGCGCCGAUUGCAGUGCUCCAGAUUCAGAUUGGAUAGUUGUAAAUCGUGGAUUGUACGUUUGUGAUGAAUGUUGUAGUAUUCAUCGCAGUCUUGGGCGACACAUAUCACAAAUUAAAAGUUUAAGUGCCGACUGGUGUCCAACAACAUUAAAUAUGGUGAGAACUUUACAUCAAGCUAAUGUUAAUACACUUUGGGAACAUGCUUUAAGUGAUAAUAAGAAUCACAGAAAAAAACCUACUCCCAAGGAUCCACUACCUUUAAAAGAAGAUUUUAUUCGUGCUAAACAUAGACAACAAGUGUUUAUAUUAAAAAGUAGUGACACUAGAGAAGAUUUAAAUCAACAAUUACAUUCUAGUGUUAGAACAUCAAAUUUAGAAACAAGCCUAAGAAUUUUAGCUCAAGGAGCUGAUUCUAAUUAUUAUCAUCCUGAAAAAGGAAAUUAUCCAUUACAUGUGGCAGCCAAAGCAGGUCAAAUAUUACAGGCUGAAUUGCUACUUACUUAUGGAGCUGAUCCAUGUGCUAUUGAUAGCAAAGGAAACACUCCAGCAACAUGUGCCAAGCUAUCUGGUCAUAAAGAUAUUAAUGAAAGACUAAAUGAUAGCAUGUAUGAAGUAUUAGAUGUUCUCUCAAUGUAUGUAUUUGGACGUAAAGCAGAGCAUAAAAAUGGAGUGCAUAUGAUACCUUUUGAUCCAAAUGAUGAAUGUGUGAAACAAGAAAGUGAUCAACAAGGAGCUAUAAAAAAGAUGCAACAGUUACCAAAUUACUUAUUUGAAGAUUUGGUGUUGGAUGUGUUUGAUGAAAUUGAUAGAAGAGAAACUGAAAAAAUUUGGCAACAUAAAAAUUCGCAAGCUCAUAUUAUGUCAGUACCAUUUUUACCGGUUAAUCCAGAUUUAUCAUCAAUGAAAAAUCAAGGCCGUCAAAAAUUAGCUUGUUAUGGACCAAAAGAAUUCAAAAAUCUUGUUACACAAAUUUUAAUUGAAAUAAACAGAAGGACUCAACCAGUGAAUAAAGUUAUUUCAAAAUUAAAAUAUGAUGACGAUGAACCGCUUUAUGAUCAUGUUGCUUCUGAUGAAGACUAUGCAACACCUGAACAAAUUACUGCGAUGAUGACAGUGCACAUUAAACCUCCUACCAAUAUAAAGGGUAAAGAGAAUAGUCUUCAAGUAGAAAAAAAUGUGACUGAAGAAACUGUAGAUUCAAACAAAAUGAGUAUGAAUUAUACACUAUCUAAUUUGCCAUUGUAUAAUGGUAAGGACUUCGAAACAAAAUUAUCAGAGUCUGAAGCCAAAAUUUCAAAAUUGAUUUCUGAAAUUGAUUUACUGAAAAAAAAAGUAGAAGAAAUUACUAAAGAAAAUGUAGAACUGAAAUGUGAAAUGUUACGGCAAAAACAACCAGCUAUGGUGAUAAAUGAAAAUGAGUGUGGUGAUGUUAAACAACCUAUUAGACCUGUAUCAAUGUAUGAAACUCGGGAAGGAAUAAAAUGUGAUAUGAUUCAACGUAAACAUACAGGUAAUUUACCAUUGUAUGAAGAUGUUGUUCGUCAUACCGCUCAAGUAACUAAGGGUAUACAAGAAUUAUGGACUAACAUAAGGUCAUCAGAAGCUUGUAAAGCAUUUGUUCCUGGCACUGAAAAAAUUAGAACUGCUGUAGUUGAACUUACUGCCAUAUUUCCACAUAGUAUUAAUGAUGAUGUUCUAAAAUCGGCAUUAUGGUCAUUGAAUACAAAUACAACUCAACUACAACUUGAAUGUGCGUGUUUGGAAGCUGGUGUUGAAAGAGUGCGGGAUUGCUCAUUCAAUAUUGCAAAAGCUACUAAACAGCUUUUGACAAGGUUUUGAAUAUAAUCAAUGAUAAUGGACUAAUAAAUAUUUUUAAAGUAUA
Molecule: messenger RNA, 2394 nt
Organism: Myzus persicae (green peach aphid)
Lineage: Eukaryota; Metazoa; Arthropoda; Insecta; Hemiptera; Aphididae
Gene: Git
Product: ARF GTPase-activating protein GIT2
Exons: 13
Coding region: 483-2351 (622 amino acids)
Biological process (GO): regulation of ARF protein signal transduction; brain development
Molecular function (GO): GTPase activator activity; protein binding
Source: RefSeq, a predicted model, not a curated record